Molecule: messenger RNA, 1089 nt
Organism: Laccaria bicolor S238N-H82
Lineage: Eukaryota; Fungi; Basidiomycota; Agaricomycetes; Agaricales; Hydnangiaceae
Exons: 6
Coding region: 1-1089 (362 amino acids)
Source: RefSeq, a predicted model, not a curated record
AUGUCACCUCACAAGCACUUCAUCAAUUCGCUAAAUCGAUUUGAGCGCUCGCUCUUUGCCUUUGAUAAACUUGCGGUCGAUUCUAACGAAUUGGCACCGCUUCUAGGCUUAGAUGUCCUGAAAGCAUCCAAUGCGGUCACCCUACAUCCAACGGCGACGACUGCAUCAUCAAAGGGGGAGUACAAAACCCUUGCUUCCAUUGUUUCUGCAUAUCGAAUGUUUGAGGUCUUGGCUCUUGACUGCGAAAUUGGUGUUUCACAACCUCCCAUUCGCCUGCUUCCCCCCUUGUCUUUCAACAAGUCUGAGCAGGAUAGUGAAAAGAUUGUUGGUUUUGACAAACUAGAAAAUUGGCCCAAAGUUCUGCUUAACUUCCGGAAACUUAUAGGUCAGUCAGGACUACCUCAAAUUCCUGACGACCUCCAUGCAGGAAGCAAACACCUUGCUCUCCUACGGAUGGCAAGCAAGAACAAAGAGAAAGUAGCAUAUGUGAAUGUGGUCGACAACUUUCUUCAAGCUGCUCUGCAUCUUUACUACCUCAAGAUGACCCAAUUCCGAGAUGGGUCUCUGCCUGACUAUCCUGAUAUUUUAAAUGACCGUCUCCACAUCUUCAAAGAUGAGACCUCUACAGAUGAAUUCAUCAAUGAUCAAGAGGAGGGGACUUACUACUUGCAAGAUUUACGUCCUAUAAUCGUCGACUUUGAGGCUGUUGUUCUUCGGCCUGGUGAUGAACUUCAUAUGCUGCCCAAUUCUGCACAUUGGGUAUAUGGCAUAGAUGAUGUGAUUGCACAGGGCGGCCAUUACUAUUCCUCUUAUCUUAUGCAGGAGACUCUGCAAGGCAUUGUACAUGCCUUUGUUCUCAACAAGUUCUUGACGAACACGGAGCAUAUUCCCUCUCGUCACCUAUUGCGGAGGAUCCUGAUCUUCUACCAAGUUGGCCUCAUUGAGGGUGCCAUCUCUGAAGACGGUGAGAUUCGCCCCUCAUUGUUUAUACCUUUGACUCAUUUCCACUUGCAGAUCCUGCAUUGGUUCAUCUACCUAACGUCGAGACAAUGGAGGGCGUGCUUAACAUCAUCUGUCUUGCAGUCCUGA